CGAAGUUUUCUAACCUCAAAAUAGCAAACUCGACGUGUGGUGACAAAAAAGUUCAAAUUUAAGAAUAAAUUUGCAUGAGGAUUAUCUAGCUUAACAAAAUGGCAAUGCAACUUCCAUCAAAUGUGGGAUCCGAGGAAAUUAAGACAUUUCGGGAAUUCCUGAUGAACUACAAUAAACUCUCCGAAAUUUGCUUUGUGGACUGCAUCAGUGAUUUUACGAGUCGUGAUAUUAAGGAGAAAGAAGAGAAAUGCGCCCUCAAUUGCAUGGAAAAAUACUUGAAAAUGAAUCAGAGGAUUUCCCAAAGGUUUCAGGAAUUCCAAAUGAUCGCUAAUGAAAAUGUAAUGGCAGCGGAAAAAAAACUGGCCCAACAUUAAUUGAAGCCCUUCCUUAUAAACUUAAGUUAACCUACUGUAAUUUUUGUCUUCUAGAAUUAUAAAAAAUGUACAUUAAAACCUCUGAUUGUAUAUUUUCGUUUAUUUCAAUUUACUAAUGAUAUAAGUACAUUUAAAGCUUAUAAUUGUUA
Belonocnema kinseyi is the source of this 523-nucleotide messenger RNA. It is a transcript of the gene Tim9a, whose product is annotated as mitochondrial import inner membrane translocase subunit Tim9-like. The coding region runs from base 99 to 374 and encodes 91 amino acids. The transcript is spliced from 2 exons. The record is from RefSeq and is a predicted model, not a curated record. Lineage: Eukaryota; Metazoa; Arthropoda; Insecta; Hymenoptera; Cynipidae.